AUGGCCGUGCCCGACUUCAAUCCCGUCGCUACGCCGAACAAACCAUACCCGCACAUCGAGGACCUGAAAGACCGGGCAAAGAUCAGCUCUGUAGACAAGAAUCAAUCGCUCAACCAUCUGCUCACCGAAGCCUCGACUGCUGUCAAACAAGCUGAAAGUCUGGUCGAAUACCGCCGUCCUGAUCUCGCCUAUGUCGAGUACUUGCGAGCAUUUGAGAUCGCUGUCGCCAUCAUCCCACAACACGAACAGUACCCAAUCCUGAGCAGUCGCCGAGGCUCUCAGUUCAAUUCGCAUCAGUCCAUCCUGCGCAAGAUUAGUCACCUUGCGGACCGCUUCGACAAGAUCAAGGAAAUCAUCGUCAACGACAACAAGCGAAAUGCUACUCCAAGACUCUCCGACAUUCCUGCCCGCCGCUCAUCUAUCCGCUCGUCACCUCCUGCCGUCAACGGCAAUGCCGCCCUCGCCGAUCGUUUCGCAAAGCUUCGCAUGCAACCUGCUCCCGUAGACACUUCUACCUCUAGCAGGCGUGUUGAUUCCCGUGCAUCCAUAGCCUCCAGCAAUGGCUCAAUCACUUCUCCUACAUCUUACAGCAACCGCUCGUCUGUCGAAUUCUCAAACUCGUUCACGAACGGCUCCUCAAGGCCCGCUGGUCCGCGCCAGAUGCCCAACGGCGCUUCGGGCCACCCAUACGCCAAUCGCAUGACCCUCGACACGUCCGUAAACGACUCCCUGCCGACUGCCCCUGCACCUACCUAUAGUCCAGCUCGUAACAUGAACACUCCUAGCCACAUCGACCCUCCAAGGACAAGUGCCCGUAGUAUGGUUGGAACUGGCGGAAGGAGUAAUUCGGUCGCCUCGGUCGCUUCCUCAUAUGCGCCGGGUAACGAAGGAGAAGACUCAGCGGGCUACUUCCCGCGUAUGCCGCAAGAUCGACCACCGCCUGGUCCACCUCGACGAAAGUCCGUACACCGUCCUUCUGAAUUGCGCAUUGGUCCUGAACGCCUUUACGAUUACCUCAAGAUGCAUAGUGUCUUGCUGAUAGACGUCCGAAAUCGCCAAGACUUCGACGAUGGCCACAUAUACGCUCAGUCAAUUAUCUGCAUCGAGCCAGCCGCCCUGGAACCUAAUAUGUCUGCAGAGCAACUCGAAGACGCCCUCAUCCUGUCGCCAGACAUUGAACAGUCCAUGUUUUACAAUCGUCACAAGUACGAUAUUGUUGUCUAUUACGAUCAGAACAUUUCUUCCGAAAGCUUCAUCCACAGACCGACUUCAGAAAGAGAAAGGAACUUGAAAUAUCUAUACGACGCACUAUACGAGUUCAACUCAGAGAAGCCUCUACAACGUCCACCAAUCCUGUUGAUGGGAGGCAUUGAAGGUUGGGAAGACUUGGUUGGUGAUCAAGCCUUGAAACGAUCAAACACUGUCGCGCAACAGAAGUCUGGCCGCCCAAUCAAAAGGGUACCAGUGGCUAGCAAGGAGUCGAGACUAUACGUGCCUAAGAAGCGCUUACGAGACUACAAUCCGCUAGAUCCUGAAGAGGAACGAAAGUGGCAUGAGCGAGCCCGUGUGGAGAGUGUCGUCGUCGAGCGUAAACCUUCAUUCGACGAAGAGGACGAGUCACGGCAAAAUGAGAACGGCACCCAAGUCUAUCAAUCUAUCGAGGAGUUUGUACGUCGAUUCCCUGAAGCUGGCUCGCUUGAGCAGCGAUAUGGAGUCCAGGAACAUCCCACAUCAUUACUCCCAGCCCGGCCACAACAGGUGCCAUCAUAUCCCUCACCCCCACCGAAAUCAGCAAUGCCCUCAAUCCCGUCGCGACCAGUACCUGCUGCGGCUCGCGUCUCUUACAGCGGUGUUAGUGAUCAUCGCGCCGUCUCGGCUCAAAACAGUGGCCCUGCAUCUACAGAACUCCCACCUUAUGUGCCUCCAAAGUACUUACCCUCGAACCUCAGACUACCACGGACAGGUCUUGUCAACUUUGGCGUUACAUGCUAUAUGAAUGCGACCAUACAGGCUCUUUCAGCAACCACACCUCUUACACUCUUCUUUCUUGACGACAGGUUCAAGACCAUGGUGCAACGAGACAACUGGAAAGGUAGCAAAGGUGUGUUGCCUGAGUUGUACGCAAAUUUGAUUCGGAGCAUCUGGAAGGGUGAUGUUGAGGCUAUCCGCCCAAGCACACUACGAUCUUUCUGUGCUCGACUUAAUAGCGAGUGGGGCAUUGAUCGUCAGCAAGACGCGAAAGAGUUUUUCGAUUUCCUGGUCGAUUGUCUGCACGAAGAUCUGAACAAGAAUUGGUCAAAGACACCACUCAAGGCUCUAACGGCGGAUCAAGAAGCAACUCGAGAAAAGAUGCCCAAGCCCAUAGUCUGUCGAACAGAGUGGGGCAGGUAUACUCAUCGCGAGCAGUCGUAUCUCACUCAACUCUUUGGCGGCCAACACGCUUCUCGUCUGCGAUGCACGACUUGUCAUUUCACAUCCACAACCUACGAAGCAUUCUACAGUAUCUCGGUUGAGAUUCCUCGAUCCGGUGUUGCCAGUAUUCAGGACUGUCUGAGAUCAUACUGCGCAGAAGAAAGAUUAUCGGGUGACGAAGUCUGGAAAUGCCCUCGCUGUAACUGCGAGCGUGAGGCUACCAAGAAGAUCACCAUCACGCGAGCUCCCCAGUUCCUCGUAGUGCACUUCAAGCGCUUCAGUGCUGGAAGAGGCGAAUCUGCACGUAAAGUCCGCACACCCAUCGACUUCCCGCUGAAAAACUUGGACAUGUCACAAUACAUGCUGCCAUCACCUAGCGAGCAGGAAACACACCUCAUCAGCAAGCAAUAUGGUGGUGAUGCACUGAAGCCAGAUCCUACCAUGUCACCGCCGUAUCUCUAUGAUGCUUAUGCUGUUAUGAGACAUAUUGGCACAACUCUGACAUCUGGUCAUUAUACGUGUCUUGCCAAAGACCGAGCAAGAGGUUGCUGGAGACAAUUUAACGACACCAAUGUUGGCGACUUUGACCCUGAGAGAUUGACGGAGAGGGAUCGUUUACAGAAUGAGAUGGCAUAUAUAGUAUUUUACGAGCGGAAAUUGGGAAAUGCAUAG
Aureobasidium subglaciale EXF-2481 is the source of this 3084-nucleotide messenger RNA. RefSeq lists its product as uncharacterized. Gene Ontology annotation, biological process: protein deubiquitination. The transcript has a single exon. Gene Ontology annotation, cellular component: cytoplasm. The record is from RefSeq and is a predicted model, not a curated record. Bases 1 to 3084 code for a protein of 1027 amino acids. Lineage: Eukaryota; Fungi; Ascomycota; Dothideomycetes; Dothideales; Saccotheciaceae. Gene Ontology annotation, molecular function: cysteine-type deubiquitinase activity.